AUGAAUUUAACGUAUUUGCUACUAUUUAUAUUUGGGUAUUUACUAACAUCAGCAUCAUCACAGCAUGUAAAUGAAUUAAACCAAUUUGAAUUACCAUCUGAAAGAUUUAAGCGAUGGACAAGAUUAGAGCCAAGCGUACGCUUUUUCGAUAAACGUUGGACAAGAUUAGAGCCAAGCGUGCGUUUCUUUCAUAAACGAUGGACAAGAUUAGAGCCAAGCGUACGCUUUUUCGAUAAGCGAUGA
Molecule: messenger RNA, 243 nt
Organism: Thelazia callipaeda (thelaziosis nematode)
Lineage: Eukaryota; Metazoa; Nematoda; Chromadorea; Rhabditida; Thelaziidae
Source: the annotation of a GenBank genome assembly